AUGUCGUCCUCCCCGUCGUCCUCCCGUUAUCAUCAACCCACGUCUCCUCCGCAGCCAGCAGGUCCGGUCGGUGGAGUCAUCAGCUCGCAGCCCGAGGACUUCCUCGACUCACUCCCGUUGCCUACGGCUCUUCCUCCUCCAAAUCCGAGGAAGCGUCGUGCUUCGGGGACCAACGCGGCCGCGACUCAAGCUCCCACGACCACGACGGCAGUCGCGGAUCCGGGUGGCCUGGGCGGAGGGGGAGGACUUCUCGGGGAGGCACCACCAGUCCCAGCUCCAGCAGCACCGCAGCAACAACCGCAGCAGCAAGCACCGCCGCCGCAGGCUCAGCAGCCUCCUUCGCAGCCCCAGCAACCGCAGCAGCAAGCUGCUCCGCAACCGCCGGUGAAGAAGAGCCGAACGAAUACGCCAUGGAGUCCCGCCGAAGAGCAGCGACUCAAGACUAUGAGAGAUGCGGGGAGCAGCUGGAGUGAGAUUGCCAAGACCUUUCCAACUCGUACAGAGGGCAGUGUGAAGAAGCAUUGGUACAAGGAUAUGCAUUAUGCUGAGUUUGCCGAAGACGAGAGUGCCGCAUUGCUGGCCGCCAUUAAAGAGUACGAAGCCAGCAAGUGGAAAGUCAUCGGCCAAAAAGUUGGAAAGCCGGCAAAGGCGUGUGAACAAUACGCCAAGGAGCAUUUUGGAGGGAAAGUCUGA
Messenger RNA from Xylona heveae TC161, 693 nucleotides. RefSeq lists its product as hypothetical. Gene Ontology annotation, cellular component: nucleus. Gene Ontology annotation, molecular function: DNA-binding transcription factor activity, RNA polymerase II-specific; RNA polymerase II cis-regulatory region sequence-specific DNA binding. The transcript is spliced from 6 exons. Bases 1 to 693 code for a protein of 230 amino acids. The record is from RefSeq and is a predicted model, not a curated record. Gene Ontology annotation, biological process: mitotic cell cycle; positive regulation of transcription by RNA polymerase II. Lineage: Eukaryota; Fungi; Ascomycota; Xylonomycetes; Xylonales; Xylonaceae.